ACACGAUCUCGUAUGACAUUUUUUCAAGGUCAUGCGAGUAUCGCACAAAUCGGUUCGAACCGUUUUGAGUGCGAGAAUUGCCAUUCGAGUUUUUGAUUACAGCGGUUACAGUAAUUACUGCGGUACCUAUUGAUUACGUAUAUAUUAUAUCAAAAUGACGCAAAAAUCAUUUAAAUUCGGAACUGCUGACAAUAUUAAGUUCAUUGAACUUUAUAGAAGUUACGAGUGUUUGUGGAAUACUGAACACGAACAUUACAAGAACCGAGAUGCGAGAAAUGCAGCACUUAAUGCAUUUGCAAGAGAAUUUGGAAGUGAAGAAUUUGGGCCGAAAGAAAUAUCAGGGAAAAUUAAAAAUAUUAGGAGCCAAUAUUUACAAGAAAAAAAAAAAGUUAGUUCAUCUUUGGGGACUGGAGCUGGAGCUGAAAACGUGUAUGUGCCUAAAUUACCCUGGUACAAUUCCUUAGACAGUUUUUUGAGAAAGUCUUCAGAAUUUCGCACUACAUUCUCAAAUUUGAUAGAUGAGUCUACCCCAAAUACACCAAACAGUCCAUUUAAUGUGUCAGUGGUAAAUAAUGACGAAACACAUACUUUCCAAAUUUUAGACUCCGUUAGCGAUAUAGUAGAUUUGACACCAAAGCCAACCCAAACUAAAAAGACAAAGACCAGAAAGUUGGACAUUGAUUCAGCCAUUGAUAGAUUAGAUGCUAUUGAUAAAAGAUCUAGGCAAUAUGAGGACGAUUUGGACAUGUUUGGGAAGUAUGUUGCAUCCAGCUUGCGCAAGCUUAAUGAAAAAAAUAUGAUAUUUGCUCAGGAUGAAAUCCAGGCAACACUCUCAAAGUUUAAACUCAAAAAUUUGAAAGAGACUACUCCAAUGCCGGAUUCCCCAUUUUCAAGACCUGAUAGCGAUCUACAGUGGUGGAAUGCAAGCGUGCACGAUGACACUGCAACGGUUACAUAAAAUAAUGAUUUUAUUUAUAUUUUUAAUUAUCUUUAUGUUAUUUUGAUUGGUAAUUAGUAAGUGAAUUAUCCUAUUAUCUUUUAUUUUUGAAUAAUCUA
Messenger RNA from Hyposmocoma kahamanoa, 1056 nucleotides. RefSeq lists its product as uncharacterized. The transcript has 2 exons. Bases 155 to 958 code for a protein of 267 amino acids. Lineage: Eukaryota; Metazoa; Arthropoda; Insecta; Lepidoptera; Cosmopterigidae. The record is from RefSeq and is a predicted model, not a curated record.